GUGGCGUAGGCCGGAAACACUCUAGAGGUUGCCCCUCGAGGGAAGCCACAUCGGGAUGAGCUCUGCCAGAGAUGAGAUGCCCACUGCUGCGAGACAAGAAAAGAUCCGCUCGCCGAUGGAGGAGGGCCGCGAUGCAGAGCUUGCAAGUUUGCAACGGCAUAUUUCGCAAUUGGCGGCCCUGGUGGAGGAGUCGGUGAAGAAGAAGGAGCCUGGUAGCGUCGUGGCGGAUGCAGCCAGCAGUGGCGGCUGGGUUGCCGCCACGGGAGGCCAACGAGAGCCCACGCUGCCGCUCGGCGGCGGCGGGGGAUUUCUCCAGCAGCAAGCGAGCGAUGGUGGGCAGGGACCACGGCAGCUGCUGGAAGGCGGCUGGGCCAGCAGAUCGGGAGCGAAUCCUGCGAGACCAGCUGGAGUGGGCCCGGGCAUAGGACCGGACUACGGGGAAGCGAGGGGUUAAAAACCCCCGGGUGAGAUACCCGUGAUUCGAGGGAAUGGAUAAUUCCUCGACGGCUACAGCAUAGCCACAUGAAGAGAGUAACAGUCGAUGUCCCGCGUCUCGAAGGGGAGAGUCGCGGCCAUGGGAAUGACUCGUGGAGAGAGUCGCUUAUGCAAGUGGCCAAGACUGUAGGACACGACGGCCAAUUGAUCGGCAACGACGAGAGACAUGCACCUGUCGGCAACCCAAACGUGCCAAGCUCGGAGCUGUACCGCCUCCAAUACACCAGCGACGAGGUCCAGAGGGGCCUCCAAGCAUUCCAUUUUGUGACCACUGCCAUCGUCAGAGAAGCCGACAAGGCGAUCGUGAACAAAUUCGAA
Ectocarpus sp. CCAP 1310/34 is the source of this 813-nucleotide messenger RNA. The record is from the annotation of a GenBank genome assembly. Lineage: Eukaryota; Phaeophyceae; Ectocarpales; Ectocarpaceae.